UUCCAAGUGCGCAGAAGCAGGAUGUUGAUUUCCCUCUUUUUGAUCGAAACUACAGAAGCAUGAGCACAAAACUAAAACUUAUUCUUUGGCUUUGGCUAUAUCAAGUGCUUCAUGAUGUGGCAGGAGGCUCAGGUCCAGAUCCUGCAACAGAUGCAUCGUCUCUCUCUGAUGCAAACUUGAUGUUUGAGUUUUUGCUGAGUGGAGUGGAGAUAAACCAGGACAAUAACGUUUUCCUGCUGGAUGAGGAACUGGCAUCGAUGAGGAAAGGGAGGGAGUUCCUGUCUCGGAUCAACGAUGACAUUCCGUUAAGUCCAAGAACAAUGCAAGCCAUGGUUCAGACAAUGAAGAUUGAUCAGAAGACGACUCUAAAUGUGGAUAAGUUUGAGAGGCUGGUUCUGUGCAUGGUUUACUCUGCACUGCAGGCCAGAGUCCAGCCAAGCCAAGAGGAGCGACAGGCCUGGAGUGGAGUUCUCCUCCAGCUAGGAAACAUCACCACCCACGAGUUACGAGGAAGUUUUCUCUAUAAUUAUUCAUAGAGAAACCGUAAAAGGUGUGCGCUUUUAUUUU
Molecule: messenger RNA, 567 nt
Organism: Cyprinodon variegatus (sheepshead minnow)
Lineage: Eukaryota; Metazoa; Chordata; Actinopteri; Cyprinodontiformes; Cyprinodontidae
Product: protein FAM180A-like
Exons: 3
Coding region: 60-536 (158 amino acids)
Source: RefSeq, a predicted model, not a curated record